Molecule: messenger RNA, 198 nt
Organism: Gloeophyllum trabeum ATCC 11539
Lineage: Eukaryota; Fungi; Basidiomycota; Agaricomycetes; Gloeophyllales; Gloeophyllaceae
Exons: 2
Source: RefSeq, a predicted model, not a curated record
CGCUGAUUCACGACACCAUGGACGAACGGGUCAUGGGUCAGGCUGGUGCCACUUGCACCUGGUCUGGUGUCCUGAGCAGGAUCCUUAAAUGCCAGAAGAUCCAGCAGAUGCGACUCAAUUUUGCAGCCACAUUUCAUGUAUCCUUCAGGCGGAUCUUGACCCCUUUCAAGUCGUAUAGAGCCACACUGUUCAUCCGUC